AUGCCAAAACGUAUUCCGUUCCACGUUGUUUACGCGACAAAAUACUCACAUCAUCAAGUGUGGGAGAGCCAAGCUUCGGCACGAAUGGGUCGGCUCGACCGGAGUGAUACCACGGCUUCACAGAAUACCGGCGUGCAACAACCACAGUGUUGUGUUUCGCCGUGUGAAGACAGUUCCUAUCCAGCAUGCGAGCUGAACGCCCAAGGUCCGGCGGCGCGCGGCUGGCGCAGCGAGGGCACACCGCCACACGAGCUGCUCCUCCGCCUCGCCCGCGUCACCUCGGUCCACAAACUGCAGCUGCUAGCUCAUCAUCAGCUUAUACCGUCUUGCGUAGAAGUCCUGGUGUCUGGAGGGCUGGUGUCGGAAGGCGCUGCUACUCCGUGUGGAGCCACUUACACCAGUGUGGGGAAGGUUACUCUUGCCAGACCUGCACAGCAAGCUAGGACUCGGGAACUGAGAUCCGCCGCCCUUCCAGAACCAACAAUAGCUCGGUUCGUUAAGCUUAAACUGUCUGGUCCACACCCACCAGCGAAAGAAGAUGAUCAGGUCGCUCUUAUGGCUGUCAACGUCCUUGGUGAAGAAGUGGAAGACACUGAGACUCCUCCAGUGCUGCCUGUCAGUAAGGAACCAGCGUACUCGCCGUAUGAUGACCUGGCCUUCAUCAUGUAUGUGGACAAUGACAUUGCUGACCUGGUGCGGAGUCUGGACGAGAAGAAGAAGGUUGCUGUCAGUGAGGAACGCUUCGAAUACGCUCGUCGUUUGAAAUCAGCGGGGGCGGCGCUUGCCUCAGCCGGCAUUCGUAUUGGUCGGUGGCGAUUGCGCAAGCGCACAGCAGCUGCACGGGAUGACUUCGAGCUGGCGAGGAGGAUGCGGGAUAGGAUAGCGGACGCUCUAUGUGGGGUGAAGGAAGACCCUCAGCUUUGUAGACUAUUUGAGGAGGAUGGACCGGAUCGCCGCAACGACUCCUCGAUGCCGCAGGAGUAUGACUUCUCCCAUCAUCUCUCACCGUCUGUAGCUGCGGGAUCUCUUAGCAUGGACAUACCUUCACCAGUGCCUCCGAUAGAACAGGAACCAGAAGAGAAUGAGAUCCAGGAGCCGGAGUACGUGAAUGGAGAUGAUGAAGAAGAAGAUGUUCAGGAUAUGCAGCCGUCGCCGGAACCAACAUUGCAAGAAGAAAUACCACCAUCGUACCCCGAGCCAGUGCAACAGCCCGUCCAAAUGAUGCCAGAAGAGAACAAAGAAGUACAGAAGAUAGAAGAAGAAGAAUUGAGGAAAGAGACUGACAGUCCUAGGAGGAGUAUCACACCAAAUGCUGCUAAUGGUUCAAUAGUGCGUCGCAGAAAUAAGAGUGCAGGACCACGAUCAACGUUUGAAGCUUAUGAAGAACGGCUACUACCAGCACUGAGGCACUCUCAUACAAACGAGUACCUUCGUGAGGCUCGCGAGGAGGAGUGCAGUGGAGGCAGUGCGGCUACCUCCCACUCCCGCACGGCGCCGCCUCACAAACUGAACGAACGGGAGAGGAAGCACGCUGCGUUACCUAUACUUAUAUUUGGUUACCCAUUGGUAGAAAAGUUCUACUCCAAAAAUUACCUCGACAAAGAAGAAGGCCUGUCUCGUCUCCGUGCGGAACUGUCGUCUCCAUCCAAUGGCAGCACCAAGACUUCUCCGAACAAAACAGCCAGGGCAGCGGCCAUCUUGCUGCAGAGAGCGUUGAGAGACAAGGUGUUCUCUGUCUACAGCCAGGCCAAUGAAGUGGUGAAGGUGCUUUUCAAGGAUUUCGUGCCUGAUAGGGUAUGCGCUGCAGAGGUGGGUCGUUGCCUGGAGAAGUUACUACCGGAGCUGCUUCGUGCGUGUGGGGACCCUGCUCCUCGCGUGCACUCCACCGCUCAGCACACCGUGCUUACUGUGGCUGACUGUCCUCAAGUCAGCGGCUUGACAGUCCGUCGUCUAGCAGAAUGUGGCGCUGCAGGAGCGCAGCACGCAGCCGGCUCAGUGCGCGCGGCCGCUGAACGAAUUCUGCUGGCAGCGUAUGCACGGUCACCUCGCGUGGUCAGGGCACAGCUACCACCUGAUGAUGCAGUUACCAGGAGGAACCUGAUCUACAGACACCUGUUCCAGCAGUUCGAUAGGAUUGAUAUGCAGAAAAUGCUGAAUCAAGCUCCAACAGAAGAACAACUUCUCAACGGCAACGACCAAUCAAUGGCAGACUCGACGAUGGAAACAGCUAGCGUCACUCAGUCUACUAGAAGUGGCACCACAGUCAGUGGCAUUAGUGGCAUGACCGCUUCUUUGGGCAUGGCCUCAUCCAUAGGAGCUACUUCAUCUUACAGUCUGAAGUCCAUGACGUCAAGUGCAAGCGGUGCUACCCUUGCUCCUUCUAGCAUUAGUGGAAGCUAUACCACUUCUAAAACAAAGAGUAGUUUGAAGAAGUCUCCUACGAAGAGGUAUACUCCUCGAGCUGCUGCGAAGGACUUUUCCAACUAUCCUGGGUAUAAUAAGUUGAGGUUGGAUAGCGCUGUGAGUCCGAAACAUUCGCCGAGGUCUGCUGCUUCAGGUGGCGUUGAGAAAGUACACUUCCAAGAGUCGCACAGUCAGAGUCAAUCCCUAUCCGAGCAGGUGGUCUACCGGCGAACGAACCGCAACACCGAGAACAGACACUCCAUGAUCCACUACGACCACGAACCUUCGAAGCCACAACUCAAAGAAAGACCGGUCACAGUGUACGAGCCCUUACAUUUGGACUACAGAGACUCUCCGACUUUAGGUUCUCCAAAAACCUCCAAAAAUGACCUUCGGAGUAUGGAUUCCUUGCCAAUGGACUCUCCACAAAUGUCUAGAAAUGAUGUAAGAUGUGAUUCGGACUGCAGAAGCCUGGACUCUCCAAAAGUGAAGGCUGAUUACUUUAGGGAUGGAGUGUUGGAAUCACCGAAGCUGGUCGCUGGACUAAGGAACCUGCAUCUUGAUGAGCAUAGCCAGAUGGAUGAGAGUGGUUACUAUAGUCCAGGGAGAAGGCAUCAGGUUGCAAGCAAUGAACAUCAGUAUGAGCCCUACGACGUCGGCAAUGCAGACGUGUCUGAGAAUAUACCUGAAACCAUCAGCUUGCACACGACGUGCUCCUGGUGUGGGCGGCGAGUGCGUGCGGAGGCGCUGGAGGCGCACUACUGGCGCCGCUGUGUACUGCUCGCGCGCUGCCCGCACUGCCGGGUCGCGCUCGAGGCCAGGAUGCUGCACACACACUUACUCGAGGAGUGUACUAUGAGCGAGGGGAGCUGGAAGGCGUGUCAUAAGUGCGGCGCAGCCCUCAGGACUGAUGACCCUGACUACCACGCCAAUUGUAUUCCACUUGGCAUGGACGAAUGGAAAUGUCCGUACUGCUUCACCAACGUGCUGGCUCGCGACCUUCCCUGGCAGAGGCACCUGAUGCAGUGUCCUCGGAACCCCAGGACUACGCAGUCCUCAUAG
Molecule: messenger RNA, 3465 nt
Organism: Spodoptera exigua (beet armyworm)
Lineage: Eukaryota; Metazoa; Arthropoda; Insecta; Lepidoptera; Noctuidae
Source: the annotation of a GenBank genome assembly